Musca domestica (house fly) is the source of this 1426-nucleotide messenger RNA. It is a transcript of the gene mRpS29, whose product is annotated as small ribosomal subunit protein mS29. Gene Ontology annotation, molecular function: structural constituent of ribosome. Gene Ontology annotation, biological process: apoptotic process. The coding region runs from base 141 to 1307 and encodes 388 amino acids. NCBI's taxonomy places the organism in Eukaryota, Metazoa, Arthropoda, Insecta, Diptera, Muscidae. The record is from RefSeq and is a predicted model, not a curated record. Gene Ontology annotation, cellular component: mitochondrial small ribosomal subunit; mitochondrial ribosome. The transcript is spliced from 2 exons.
UGUCAGUUUGAAAGCACAAGGAACCUACUGUAGUCGGCGUUCAUUCUGUUAAACAUCGUCUUUGAUUGUCGAUUAGUCAAAAUCGAUUUACAAACCCCUAUUCGCUAAGGCAAAUUAUUUAAGAGGACUGUGGACCAAACAUGUUUGUCCGUCAAUCUCUGCGAAAAUUCCCCCAAUUGGCACAACGGAAUUCGGCCACAGCAGCUGCUGCCGCAAGUGAAACGGCACGCGAGUCUUUGGUGCCGACUGAUUACCGCACCAAUGAAACGAAUACCAAAGCCCACAGUAAGGUGCAUGAGGCCAAAUUCUACAGCAUACCCAUGGAAACUAAGAAACAAUUAUUCGGUGGCGGUGGGUUUCCCAAACAAUUCGAUCAGCAAGUUAAAACAUUUACGGAAACAUGUUUAAUGGUGAGACAGCCAGCCCUUGAGAUCAUUGAUUACAUUAGGAACACCGAUUUUACUAAACCCGCCGUUCGCUAUGUUCUGUAUGGUGAGAAUGGUGUCGGCAAGUCGCUGAGUUUGGCCCACAUUGUUCAUUAUGGUCAUCAAAAUGAUUUCCUGCUGGUCCAUAUUCCAUGGGUUGCCAAUUGGAUGAAGCGACCCAAGGAGACCACUAAUGCCGAACAACAAGAAGGUUUCAUUGACCUGCCCUUCGAUGCAGCAGCGUGGUUACUGCAUUUCAAAAGUCAAAAUGCCAAAUUGCUGUCGACAUUAGACUUGAAAACUUCCAAGGAAUAUGUGUGGUCAAAGCGUGAAUCCACACCAGCUGGUAGCACUCUGGCUGAACUCGUCGAACAUGGCAUUCAACGUAUUAAAUUCGCUUCCGAAACCAUUGCUGCUUUGCUAAAUGAAAUCAAACAACACUCGACUGCGGGUAGAUGUAAAACUUUGGUGGCAAUUGAUGGUUUUAAUGCCUUCUUCCAUCCGGAAACCCGUAUCCUAACCGAUAAUAAACAAAUGGUUACUCCAGAUCGUAUAACACUUACCAAACCCUUUUUGGACAUAACCAACUAUGAUUGGACAAAUGGUGUAUGCGUUUUGACGGUGGAUAAAAUUGCCAUGACCGAGGGUUAUAUGGACUCAUAUAUGCCACGUUAUUUGUUGGGCACCCAAGGUUUUGAGCAUUUAGAUCCAUUCGUCCCAGUCCAUGUGGACAAUUACAGCGACAAGGAAUUCCAUAGUUGUAUACAAUACUAUUUGGAUCGCCAUUGGAUACAAAAGACACCCGAAGGUUUUGAAGAUCAAUUGAAAUAUUUGAGCAAUAAAAAUCCGUAUGGUUUGAUGCGUCUAACGCGAUCAUUGUAGAUGAUAAAUAUUUUAGUUGUUUAUAAAAAAAAUAAAAAGAAAUGAAGGCAUGUUUUAGUUGUUGCGAAACGUAUUUGUUAAAAAUAAAUUAAAUAAAGUUUUAAAUUUAAAGCUUUAAA